This is a messenger RNA of Myiozetetes cayanensis, 836 nucleotides long. RefSeq lists its product as uncharacterized. Lineage: Eukaryota; Metazoa; Chordata; Aves; Passeriformes; Tyrannidae. The record is from RefSeq and is a predicted model, not a curated record.
CCUCCAGUGAAGACCCCUUGCUUGCUGAACUCAUGAAGGAGUCUCCUGGUGUGUCCACAGAAGAUGAGAGCGUCAUGCCCAGCACCAGCCAACAGACAGCCUCAGAGCAGUCUCGGGAAUCUCUGCAGGUCCAGGCAGAGACAAUCAGGGACAUCGCGCAGGCGAAACCGCUCCCGCCGGCCAAGUCGUCCCAUAAAUCCACACCUUCGGUCCCCGAGUCCUCAGGAAAGGAUCUGUUUACCGCCACCACCAAGUCCUCGGAGGCGCAGCCGCAGCGAGGAGGCCUCAGAGACAUCUCAAAGCCGAAACCGCUCUCGCCAGCAACGUCGGCCCCAAAAUCCACACCUUCGGUCCAGAAGUCGACGUCACAGGAGCCGGACCCACCACUGAAACGUUCUACGUCAGACAGGGAGGAGGAGGCCCCCAAAGUGAGGGAGAGAGCAUGCCUGUUGUGCCAGCGAUCAGACACUGACCCGGACAUCUGCGAAGAGGAAACUUUGUGCCCACGAGUUCUGCCUGGUUUUGCCAACCAUUUCCUCAGCACCCCCUGGGUCGUAAGACUCACGGGCUUUCUGCCAAGGAAUAUCCUAGAUGUAGUCUCCCGGGCGGCACAGAAGGGACAGGCUCUGCGCUCUGGUGUUUCAUCCCUCCAGUGCCCCCUCUGCAUUUAUCAGACAUUUAUCAAGGACAUGUUCACGACGGGGAUCCCAAUCCCCUUCAGACCACCAUCAUGGGAGGGCAACAGUGCAUUCGCUGAGCGAGAGAGGCACAGGCAUUGUGAUGCCAGCAAGCGCCUUUUUCCAGGAGGUAGAGAGGAGGCCAAGGAGGAGGGGUAA